Messenger RNA from Naegleria lovaniensis, 642 nucleotides. RefSeq lists its product as uncharacterized. The coding region runs from base 1 to 642 and encodes 213 amino acids. Lineage: Eukaryota; Heterolobosea; Eutetramitea; Acrasida; Naegleriidae. Gene Ontology annotation, molecular function: GTP binding; GTPase activity. The transcript is spliced from 3 exons. The record is from RefSeq and is a predicted model, not a curated record.
AUGUCUACUGACGCUGUUAAUCCUAAUGCUAAAGCUGUUCCAUUUAAAUUGGUUCUUCUUGGAGAAAGCUCUGUAGGAAAAUCAAGUCUUGUUCUCAGAUUUGUGAGAGGUCAAUUCUUUGAGUACCAAGAAAGUACGAUUGGAGCUGCCUUCUUGACUCAAACCGUACCAUUGGGAGACACGAUUGUAAAGUUUGAAAUUUGGGAUACUGCUGGACAAGAACGUUAUAAAUCAUUGGCACCAAUGUACUAUAGAGGUGCUGCAGCAGCAAUUGUAGUGUAUGACAUCACCAGCGUUGAUUCUUUCCAACGUGCCAAGAAUUGGGUGAAAGAACUUCAAAGACAAGGAACAACCAAUAUUGUUAUUGCUCUUGCAGGUAACAAGGUUGACCUUGAAGAUAAACGUCAAGUAGAAACAGCAGAAGCCAAGUCGUAUGCAGAAGAUAACGGAUUAUUAUUCAUGGAAACAUCAGCAAAAGCAGCCACAAAUGUGAAUGAACUUUUCGUAGCCAUUGCACGCAAACUGCCAUCAAAGGAUAGCGAGACUACCCCUCCUUCUGAUGUCACACCCCAUAUAAUUCCAAAACCAGGCACAGAUACGCCUCCAACAAAUUCUGGCCGAAGGGGAACAUGUUGCAACUAG